This is a messenger RNA of Sitodiplosis mosellana (orange wheat blossom midge), 6221 nucleotides long. It is a transcript of the gene ChAT, whose product is annotated as choline O-acetyltransferase. The record is from RefSeq and is a predicted model, not a curated record. The coding region runs from base 1032 to 2900 and encodes 622 amino acids. Gene Ontology annotation, cellular component: neuron projection; cytoplasm. Lineage: Eukaryota; Metazoa; Arthropoda; Insecta; Diptera; Cecidomyiidae. Gene Ontology annotation, biological process: acetylcholine biosynthetic process; neuromuscular synaptic transmission. The transcript is spliced from 12 exons. Gene Ontology annotation, molecular function: choline O-acetyltransferase activity.
UACCUACAGCCAGGUUGAGUUGGUCCACUCAACUCUUCACACUAACAACCAACUGAACAAUUUUCGUAGGAAAUUUUAUCAAUUUUUUUUCCUUUUUGGGCGGUAGCCCUCUGUUGUGACAACCAAAAAAAAAAUUAAUUAAAUAACAUUUUAUUUCAAAGUUUUGAAACACCAUUUAAAAAAAAAUUACCAAAUUAAAAUUGUUUUAAUUGUUUUGUUAAAUUCUUUGCAAACAAAUUUGAAGAAAGAAAAAUAAUCAACAACAAAAAAAAAAUUAUAUAUAUAUAUCACAUACAUAUCAGAAAGGCAGAAAUAAAUUGAUCGCAAGUGGUUUUUUUUUGUUUUCUCAACAUAAAUAAAAAAAUAAUUUAAAAAAAAAGUUGUUAUUCGGUAUGAAAUCAGUCAAAACGUGUUUUAAAUAGAAAUAGAAAAAGAAGAAGAAGCAGAAGUGAUGUAAAUUCAAAUAAAUUAUACGAUUGCAUAAUUUGUUGUGUAACUGUGAUUCUCAACCAAUAAUAACAUCAGCAACUAGGCGAAAAAAUUCCGAUUCAGUGCAUUCUUGAUUGCAACCGCACACUUAUCCCCCGAAGAGAAGAAGAAGCAAAAACAAGAAGAAAUAGAUCGACAAGUUCACCAUUUUACUUUUGGAAUUUCUUUUUAUUAAUAUCAAAAGAGAAAAGAAAAGUUUAAUAACAUCAAAGUUUGCCAAACUGCUCUCCGAAUUUGUGCUCUCUAUUGAUUUACCAUAAAAUAAGACCGUGGCUUCUUCAGAAGGUGCGAGUGGUGGUGAUUCCGCCCUGUUUUCGAAAUUAGGCGGAGCCAUUUUUGGUGGCUCAAAUUCACCUCAGCGAGUUAUCGCCAAUGUUCGUGGACUACUUGCGAAUCGAAUAACUGGCGCUAUUCCAGACACAGGAUGGCGAGACUCAAUUCUAUCACUGCCAAAGAAAUGGUUGUCCGUAACAGGGGCUACCGACGAAUUUGGAUUCCCAGAAGAUUUGCCGAAGCUCCCAGUUCCAGAGCUUGAAGAAACAAUGACCGAGUAUCUGCGCGCACUGGAGCCGACAUUAACACAACAGCAACAUGAUCGAGUCACGACCAUUGUUAAGCAAUUUGUAUCACCAUCCGGACUGGGACCGAAAUUGCAUCAGUAUUUGGUUGAAAAACGUGACGCUGAAGAUAAUUGGGCUUACAAUUAUUGGCUAAACGAUAUGUACAUGGAUAUACGUAUUCCCACUCCGAUCAACUCAAAUCCUGGCAUGGUUUUACCACCUCGCACAUUCCAUACCGUAAACGAUGUGGCCAAAUUUGCGGCCCAAGUCAUCAAUGGAAUCAUGGAGCACAAGGAAAUCAUUGACAGCGGUCAGCUGCCAAAGGAGCGUGCGGCAAAUCGUGAAAAGAAUCAGCCACUGUGCAUGGCUCAAUAUUAUCGACUGUUGGGCUCGUGCCGUCGACCAGGUGAUCCUCGUGAUAGCCAAUACUUGCCCGAACCACGCGAUGAUCAGCAUGUAAUUGUUGCAUGUAGAAAUCAGAUGUACUGUGUACCUGUGAAGGCUGGCGACCGUGGUCGUUUAAGUGAAAAGGAGAUCGAAUCCCAAUUGUUGUUCAUUUUGAGCGAUGCACCGUGUGUAAGUGUGAAACCUCCACCGGUUGGAUUACUUACUUCCGAUGCGCGAAGCACUUGGGCUCGCGAUCGUCAGGUGUUGCUGCAGAACGAACAGAAUCAACGAAACAUUGAGUUGAUUGAACAGGCAUUGGUUUUAGUUUGUUUGGAUGAACCAACCCCGACAUCGUUCAAUGGACAGGCAUUCGUUGGUGCAACCGAAAGUGUUCAUCGUGCCGGGCUUAGAGAUGAAACAAAUAUGGCACACGAAAUGAUACACGGUGGUGGAAGCGAUUAUAACACAGGAAAUCGUUGGUUUGAUAAAACGAUGCAGAUUAUCAUCUGUAAUGAUGGAACAUGGGGCUUAUGCUAUGAGCAUUCAACAUCGGAAGGAAUAGCGGUGGUUUUGUUGCUCGAAAAAAUAAUGAACCAAAUUGACAAUGCCAGCGGUAUUGAAGACAAUGCAUCACAGCAGCAUUUACCGCCGCCCGAGCGUUUGGAAUGGGAAAUUCUGCCCGAAAUAUCGCAUAGAAUGUUCCUUGCAGCAAAAAGCGUCGACAAGCGCAUUGCUGAUCUUGACUUUUUCGUUUAUCGCUAUCGCGGCUACGGAAAAACCUUCAUCAAAAGCUGCAAAGUUAGCCCCGAUGUGUACACUCAGCUUGCCUUACAGCUGGCCUACUACAAGCUUUACGGUCAUUUGGUUUCUACCUACGAAAGUGCUUCAACUCGACGAUUCCUUUUGGGUCGAGUUGAUUGCAUUCGUUCAGCCAGUACCGAAGCGUUGGAAUGGGCAGAGGCGAUGUGUCAAGGUGAAGGUGCAAAUCUAUCAUUAGAGAACGAUAAAGAAGACGAUGUUGCCGAUGGAGCCAACAGAAAGGUUAAAUUUAAAAUCUACAGCAAGGAGCAUUUGUUGGAAUUAUUCCGUAUGGCUGUGUCAAGACAAACCGAUAUUAUGGUGAUGAAUAUCUUGGGCCACGGUGUCGAUAUCCCAUUAUUAGGCCUACGCGAAGCGUGUAAGGAGCUCAGUGAUGGCGAACUUGAUGAACUAUUUACCGAUGAAAGCUAUCCGAUUUCACAAUGUUUCCUAUUGUCUACGAGUCAAGUUGCUUGCACAUCAGAUAGCUUCAUGGGCUAUGGGCCGGUGACACCAAAGGGUUAUGGCUGUUCAUAUAAUCCGCGACCGGACGAAAUCGUCUUUUGUGUAUCGGCAUUCUAUUCGGCUGGCAGCACCAGCGCCUCACGUUAUGCCAAAUCAUUGAAAGAGUCAUUGGACAGCAUGAGAGAUUUGUUAGAAUCAUAGAUUUCUGAAUAAUAAUUCCUACACUUCUCCCGCACCCCAAACCACACACACACCAGAAACACACAAUAUUAUUACCAUGACACAAGCGGACUUUUGAUUGGUAUCUAUAUAUAUAUCUUAUUUGAUUGGAAACUGGAAUAGUAUAUGAUAUUAGCACGAUCACGCUUAGAAUUAUAUGUGAUUUUUAAAUGUACAACUCAAACUCUAUACAUGAUAACAAACAUUAUUCAAUUUCUAUUUUGUUCAAAAUGAAUUCGGUUUGUUUCUUCCUGUAAUGUUAUGUUUGAGUUGAUGCUUAAUUUAAAAUGAUAUUAACUGUAACACUUUAACGAAACCGUGUGGCAAAAACGAUGAGAUACUCAUCCAUGCACUAAUUACCUGGUUGAAACAAUGAACAUAUCUAUAUAAAUAUAUCACACUAUUUUGUGUUCAAUUAGAAAUGACAGAUCUCUAUAUAAAAGUAUAUUUUAUUUCUACUCAAUUGGUACAGAGAUAUUAUUUUAUUGUUGUGGAAAAAAGAUUCUCUAUUUGUUCAAAAAGAAAUAUGAAAAAAAAACUAUUUUUUGUUUGUUAUUGUUAAAAUAUAUAUGUUAGUCGAAAGAAUACUCUUAGAUCAACGUCUAAGUACAUGCACAAAAUGCAACCUAAAUGAAAUUUUAUUUUCACUUUAAACAGAAAUCUAUUUAUUGAGAACGAAAACCAAGCAACAUAUCACAUGAAUCUAUAUAUUUUGAACAGAAUGGUAAUGUUUAUUUAUUUUUAUGAUGAGAAAAAAAUGCAUAUAUAUAUAUAUAUAUAUAUUUAGAACAGAAGAUGCAAUGAAUAGAAAUUAUCAGCAGCUCACACAGUUUGUGAUGCAAUGGCAUUAAUCGUUUAUUCAACGAAAAACAAAUUAGAAAUAUAAGGAUAUCGAUAGUGAGAAAAGAAGAAAAAUCUAAGAUAGAAACAUAUCAAAAACACAUAUCAUUUGAAUGCUGCACGCAUGGGAUGGCCCAAUGAUACAAGGCGCUUGAAAAGGUUUGCUGUUUUUCCAAUGCGAACAUUCACCAUUUCAAAGAUCGCUUGGGAAAUUCGAUGAGAUAUUGACAUUAUUUUGCAAAUCAAUUCAUCGAUUUCUUCAAGAAGAAUGCAAAUCGUUGAAUUUCGAUUGAAGAGAAAAUAUUCAAGACUUUCAACUGUUGAAAUAUCUCAUUCCAAGGCGGUGUAUGCUUAUUUAUAGAGCUAAUAUACAUAAUAAAUGUUAAUUUACGUGUCGUAUGGUCUAAAAAAGGCCAGAAAAAAAAAAUUCAUUUAAAACUAAUCGAAGUGAAUAAUUACGAGUUGAAAGUGGAUUUUCUUUCUACGUUCAUCUAAAGGUGUUACAUCUAUGUGUAGCCCAUAGCUGCACAAGUAUUAGCUUAAAAAUGAUGACGCAAGAAUUGUAUUUUCUUGAAAUGGUGCAAAUUUCAUUCUUAGCAACCGAAUCAAUACUUUGGGACAUUUUACAUUCAGUCUGCCUUUUCGAUUGUAUUUAUUCACUGUACAAAAAAUAAGAGAGAAGAAGAAAUACCGAGACAAACAUGAAACAUAUCAAUAUUUUCAAAAGACAUAUCAAAGAAUUUUUGUUCAAAUUAGUAGAGUUUAGAUGCAUUUUAGCUUAAUGUUUAAUUUGAAGUAGGAAAUUUGUUGCGUGUUUUAGCAAUAGCAGAUUUUUGUUGGCAUUGAAAGUAGAAGAAAAUGGAUAGGGACACUUUUGGAUCUUUUAAAGUUUAGCUGGCUUUAGUUUGGCGUUGAUUAUUUUCGAUUGGAAUCGGAAUUUAUUGAUUCCAAAUGUCAUUUUGCCAUGGAGAGGAUUGAAGUGAGGUGCAAGUCGUUCCUAGAAAAAUGCUAUGUUGAUAGUAAGAGUAAAAAAAUAAACGCCCGCACAGUAACUCUUGUCCAAACAAACACAAUGUUUAUAAACGAUUUAUUAAACAAGUAGCAGUAAAAACAAAUGUUCAUAUACCAAUUGAUUCAAUAGAAAAUGAAAUUUUCGUUCGGAUGUAUUCAGAGUGAAGCAAAGCAGUAGUUUCUCGAUGCUGAAACACAGCACCAUUUGUCAAAAGUCGAGACAAUGUUGAUGCCGGUGAACGUCCAAAAUUCCUUCGUUGAUCUAGUAACUCGGCCAAUAAUCUCAAAUUGGUUAUCAUGGGCCUUUCUAAAAGGGGCUUGCAUUACUAACAAAGCUUUAUACAACAGGUUAAACGUGUUAAUAACGGCCUUUUUUUUCUUCGGUUCAUUUAACAAUUAUAUAUUUAGAACCAAAAGACAAAUACAUAGUUCAAAUACCAAGGAGAAAACAUUGGCAUUACAAUUGAAUUCAGGUGCAAUCAUAUUUAAAAAAAUAAUAAGACAUUUCCAAAAAGAAACAAAAAAGAAUAAGAAAAUUUAAUUGUCAAAGAUUUAUUUGUUGAAGAAUACUUGAUUGUAUAUUCUUUCUAUAGAAAUGAUACAAUUCACUCAGUUUUGUAGAGAUUUAAGGUGGUCGUUACAGGCCAAAUUACAUGGACAUAUGGUAAUAAUAGCAUAGAAAUAGGAGUUGAAUAAAUUAAAAAUAUCAAUAGCCACCCACUGUACUAUAAAAAAUGAAGAAAAAAAAACAAUAUGAAAUCAUCACUCGUCGUACCUAAUGCAUAUGUAGUAUGAAAAGAGCAAUAAUAAUGAAACAGCAAAAGAGAAUGAAAAAAAACACUCAGAAAUCGUAAUACAACGUGGAAUGAUAAUAAAAUGUUUUAGCAUAACAAAAAAUUUGCAGUGUCAUAUUCCAAUGGCAUCUUCCGUGUGCGGUGCUCUAUUCAAAAGAAAAAAUUCUAGUCGAUACUCAAAUUUUCUCAUUAUCAAAUGUUCUUAUCGAAUGUAUAGCAUUUUCAUUUUUGAAGAGAAAAAAACAAAUCUACACAAUCUUUAUCACGAAAUCUCAAAAUCAAUAAAUAUGAUGAAACUGUGAUAAUUUCUCAAUGUCGAUUCGAUAUUGUCGAAUUAAAUUCAAUUAACAAGAAAUUAUUUCCCACUAUUUCUCUCUUAAAAUUCCAAACAAUAACUCAAUUAAUGCAAAACAUUCUCUUUCCAUUUAUUUGAUUCCUAUCCACACCAGCAAGAACCAAACCCAAUUUCUCUAAAUUUAAAAAUGACCCUUUACUUUAGAGCAGCAUGCUAACAAUACCGGCACAAUAACCAAAAUAAUAAUUCAACUCACAAGUGAAUCAAUAUAUUAGCCAUUGAAAACAAUACAUAUCAUUAAAAAAGUGAGAAACUAUACAAUUAUUAGCGAGUAACAUUUAGCCAAUACAAAAUUGAAAUGAA